Molecule: messenger RNA, 1116 nt
Organism: Salvia splendens (bonfire salvia)
Lineage: Eukaryota; Viridiplantae; Streptophyta; Magnoliopsida; Lamiales; Lamiaceae
Product: protein FAR1-RELATED SEQUENCE 5-like
Exons: 3
Coding region: 1-1116 (371 amino acids)
Source: RefSeq, a predicted model, not a curated record
AUGUUCUCCGGAGUUGAAGCCUGUCGUCGGUCAGAAAUUCCAAUCCGUGCUUUCACUUUUUACGAUGUAUAUGCCCAUGCUGUUGGUUUUGAUACUCGCAAACAAGCGAUGAGAAAGGUGGAUAAUGUCACAACCUGGUAUCCCGUUGUAUGCAAUAGGGAAGGCAAGAAGAAGUCGGACGAAGAUGACCACUUGAAUGCCCGGUCUGGUUUCUCUAUCAAGCGCAUGAAGUUAUCUAAGCGUUGUGGUUGUAAGGCUAGUAUAUCUUUCAAGUUUUUAUCUAAAGAAGGAUUGUCAGGUUAUAUUAUUCAGGAGUUUAACGAGGUUCAUAACCAUCACAUGGUUGAGUCGGAACAUCAGCAAUUUAUGUCAAGUAAUCGAAAGUUGGAUGAUGUACAUCAGAAAUUCAUUCUUGACUGUUUCAAGGCUAAUAUAGGGCCCACACUUACAUUAAAGGUGUUGAAGGAAAUUCUCGGUGACCUAGUUGGUUGCACUGUUGGGGAUAGCAGGAAUGCUUCGCGAGACAUCAAAGCAUACGCACAUGGAUUUGAUGUGCAAAUGGUGUUGGAUGAUAUGGCUAAGAAGAAGGAGAUGUCCGAGGCGUUCACGAAUCACUACGAAGUUAAUGCUUCUAACCAGUUGGUUGCUCUAUUUUGGUGUGACGGUUUGAUGAAGAGGAAUUAUCACAUGUUUGGUGAUUUUGUGGCCUUUGACUCCACGUACAACACAAACAGGUACUGUAUGAUCUUCACUCCUUUCACUGGAAAGGAUAAUCAUGGUAGACCUGUGACCUUCGCGGCCGGAUUGGUGUGCAGCGAGAAAACAUGGGCAUUUGCUUGGUUGUUCAGACAUUUCGUCGAAUGCAUGGGUGUAGCACCCAAGAUGAUUGUGACAGAUCAGGAUUUGGGCAUGAGAUCAGCUAUUGAAGAGGUUCUAGUUGGCACUCGCCACCAUUGGUGUAUGUGGCAUAUAAUGCAUAAGUUGGCCAGCAAGGUACCGAACAGGUUGCUGAGGGACGACGAGUUCAAAAAGGAAUUCAAUGCUUGUGUGUGGUCGGACCUGGCAUUUCUGGAUACCGACGUACUUCAGGGAUUUUCCUAUGGGAUCGAUGAUUAG